Molecule: messenger RNA, 1284 nt
Organism: Culicoides brevitarsis
Lineage: Eukaryota; Metazoa; Arthropoda; Insecta; Diptera; Ceratopogonidae
Product: gustatory receptor for sugar taste 64a-like
Exons: 4
Coding region: 1-1284 (427 amino acids)
Biological process (GO): detection of chemical stimulus involved in sensory perception of taste; sensory perception of sweet taste
Cellular component (GO): membrane
Molecular function (GO): sweet taste receptor activity
Source: RefSeq, a predicted model, not a curated record
AUGUCGCAACAACGAGAAUGGAUCGCGAAUGCCAUUGUGAUGGACAAUGAAGUGAGCAAUUCCAAGAUUCUUGAACAUCAUUUGAACAAUGUUUGGAUGCGAGCUCUAUUAAUUAGCAAGAUAGUUCCUAUCUUUCCUGUAAGUGGCAUCAUGUCCCAAACACCUGACCAACUUCGAUUCCAUCGUCGAAGCUUCGUGUACGUAAUCAACACAAUAAUCAUCAUUGUCGGCAUCAUCGACACCAUUCUCACGAUCAACUUGGUACUCCAAAAGAAAAUUUCCGUUUCAUCCAUUACCGCGUUUGCCUUUUUUCUCGUAACCGUUAUCGCUAACUUACUUUUGCGAGAUUUGGCUGGAAAAUGGCCAGCAUUGAUGAUGUAUUGGUAUAAAAAGGAAGAAGUUUUUCUCGGUUAUCCCUACAAACAACCAAAGCGGAAUCCAACAUGGGUCAUUACUCUAAUUUCUGCCGGGAUUUGCUUGAUGGUGUGCAUCGAACACGUUUUUUACUACUUGAACGGAUACAAUGCCACGAAAGUGAAUAUUGAAAAGUGCAAUUUUACGGGAAAAGUCGAGUUUUGGCAACACAUGUUUCAUCGCGAACGGGCUCACAUCUACAAUGUCAUCCCGUAUAGUCCGUGGAUCGUUCCAUUAUUUCAGUUGGAGAAUUUUGCAUUUUCCCUGUCAUCCAGUUACAUUGACAUCAUGUUAAUUAGCAUUUCGAUUGGGAUCAGUACACGUUUCAACCAGUUGAAUGAUCGCCUGAAAGAGGAUUUAUUAUCGAUCAAAACGGAGAACGAGUGGCUUUGCAUGCGACAACAUUAUGGAAAUCUUUCGGAUCUCGUAAGAAAAGUUAAUAAACACAUUUCCACCUUGAUUCUCUUGUCGUGCAGCAAUAAUUUGUACUUUAUUGUCGUUUAUAUCUUCAGGAGCUCCACUCCACGUGAAUCAGCAAUCAGUCAAAUUCACUUCUACAUCGUCAUGUCAGUGCUCUUCGUUCGUACAAUUUCAAUGUUAUUCGCAACGUCAACCAUUAACGACUCUUCGAAGGAAAUUGUCAAUGUUUUACGUCGAGUACCGACAAAUUUAUGGAAUAUCGAAGUAAAUCGCUUCAUUGAUCAAAUCGAGGCACAAACGGUCGCUUUCAGUGGCAAAAGUCUCUUCAUCCUGACAAGAAAAUUAAUUUUGGCGUUUGCAGGAACAAUUGUUACCUUUGAAAUCGCCUUGUUGGAUAAAGUUCCGAAGGAAACGACAUCAAAGACGUUUAAAUGUGAAUUUAGCUUCUAA